Molecule: messenger RNA, 1356 nt
Organism: Cercopithifilaria johnstoni
Lineage: Eukaryota; Metazoa; Nematoda; Chromadorea; Rhabditida; Onchocercidae
Source: the annotation of a GenBank genome assembly
AUGAAAGAAAAAGGAAAUAGAAGAUCGGUUGAAAUUCUGCAACAUCGUGGUUUUAUCGAUAUGAAUAUUCUAAAUUGUGCAAGCGGAUCGAAAAUUGAACCUGAUGAAGAAGAAGAUAUGAAUGAAAUGAAGGAUUUACGAUCAUUUACCGGUGUAAGCAGCGCAUAUCGUACAAUGGCCGUUUCACCUGAUGCAAAAAAACUUUUGUUUAAGAAAACCAAUAGACAACUUUAUUUAUAUGAUACUGAUGACGAAAAUCAAUGUAGUGAUUUUACUAUUACCGGAAUUGAUUUGAAUCAUAGCGAAGAUACGGUAUUUGAUAUAACAUUUUUGGAUAAGGAAACGAUUUGUUUGAUACUACAAAAUCGUGAGGGUAAUUUAUAUGUAACAAAAGCAACACUAAAUUUUACAUUAAAAUUGAUAGUUGUUUGCAGCACUAUUACUUUUACACAAAUUGUUUGCAAGAAGCAUUAUACAACAACAGUAAUAUACGAUGAAACAGGUCCAGUUUUAAUAUCAUAUCCGUUAUCAUCGCAAAAUAAAACCCGAAAUGAUCCACCAAAAAUAUGGCUUUUGCAUUUGUCGAAUUUUUAUUCACGUAAAGGUGUACGAACAGUUGUUAUUGAACCAUCUGCUAUUAUUAAACAUAAAAAAGCUCUAUUUUGCGAUCCAUUUAUUUAUCAAAAUUGCGUAUAUUUAUUCAAUCGUUUCGAGAGUACUAUAUUAAGUGUUCCUAUUACUGGUAGAAAUCGUGGUCGUACGCAAAUAUUGAAUACACAUCCAGAUGCUCGAUUUCAGAAGCCAAAUAAUAAAUAUGCAAAUCGUUGCUUAUUCCUGCUACGUAAUAUUAUCCUAGUUUAUUGUCAUCAACGUUUGGAUAAACCGAAUGAAGAACCACAACUUUGGAUUCUGAAAUUGAAAACGAUGAGAUGGCAUCGAUUACAUCUUAUCCUCAAUCAUCAUCAUCCGACUACUUUAGUAAAUUUUCAAAAGUCGAUCAAAGAAGAAUUAGCAUAUUUGCAUGGUGAAUGUGGACGUAUAAGAUGUCAGGAAAAGGUGCAUCUGUAUCAAUUGAGUACCACGCAAUCUUCUGUUAUCAUGUCAUAUGAAUCAAAUGAUAGUAUGUAUCGGACAAGUUUAAUUGAUCAAAAAAGCAAUAAAUCAUCGAAACGUUUCGCAAAUACCGUUGAAAUGCAUCGCUUGGGUGGUAAUAGCAACGUAUACAUUGAAUCAACAACAGUCGUUGGACAGAUUGCACCAUCACUUCGCUAUAUCAGAAAAUGUAAUCGUGAGAAAGUAAGUGAUAAUGAUAAAUUAAAUAUUAGCUUAAAUUAUAUUUUUUUUACACUAAGAUAG